Messenger RNA from Seriola dumerili (greater amberjack), 1563 nucleotides. RefSeq lists its product as uncharacterized. The coding region runs from base 123 to 929 and encodes 268 amino acids. The record is from RefSeq and is a predicted model, not a curated record. Lineage: Eukaryota; Metazoa; Chordata; Actinopteri; Carangiformes; Carangidae. The transcript is spliced from 2 exons.
GUGGGUGUGUUUUAUUUCUUAUCUUAACAUUUUUCUUAUAUUAAAUGUGUCUUCUCUACAGGCUCAGGUAUAUAUACCUGAACACCAACCAGCAUGCUGCCUGAGACUCCCCUCCAGCAGUGAUGCCAGCCUUCAGGCCUCCUGCUCCUCUCCUCUGUGUGCUGCUGUGUGUGUCGGUGGCUCUGCAGCGCUCUGACCUGCGCCUGGCUUAUGUGACCCACAACAGCUUUUUCUACUACUCCUGCAGCCAGGACCCUCAACCCUGCAGCGUCCCAUCACUUACAGACUGCAGAUGCAAGGACAUUCAGCUUUCCACGCUGCACCACCCCCAGUCGCACUCGUCUCCUGUCUUCCGGAUGAGACGUUUAACUGUUUGGUUUACGUCGCCACUGAACACGGCACGUCUGCUCAACAACUCUGAGGUGAGGCACCUCACUCUGAUCCACUGUGGUCCUGGAGGAUCCAGGGGGACGCCUUCUUCUUCGCUGGAGGGACAUUUUGCUGUGCAGCACCUGGAGAGGGUGACGGUGAUAAGCCUGCCGCAGAAGCCGCUUCACCACUGUCCAGAUGCAAACAGAGCCAGGAAUACAGACUCAAACGCGGACCCAGAUAACAGUGCUCACCUAGACACAAAUAGAUACAAGGAUAGAGACACAUAUCUGGACCUGAUCGUGGACAUGAAGAGAGAAUCCUUGGGUUUGUCCCCGUCCCAGAUACAAGACAUCUUCCUGGGCAGGGAGCUGGGAGCAGCGUACCAUGAACAGGCCAGACUGGGGAUCAUCCACAGCUCUGUGCUGGAGUGGGGAGCAGCGGUCAAAGCCUACACAGUCCAGACACACAUAGACAGUGAUGGUGUUCUUCCCUUUCCUGACCUCCACCUGCCGAAAUUACCAGAGACAUCUGUCAUAUAUGUCAGCUUUGUGUACUAAUACCAAGUAACUUUUUGAAGGGUGCAGGUGGGAACAACAGGAGAAAGAGGAGCCUGGAAACAACCACUGUCUUGCUCUCAACUGAGUGUCAGUUUUGGAUUAAAUCUGAUCCUGACCUCUGACCUCCGACCUCUAGUCUACAAGCAAAAGAAAGCAGAAACACACACAGUUAUUUAUGGAUGGCAUCUGUGAUACAAGUGGAGCUCCAAGUACAUGCGAAACACAUGUAUACUUACAAAAUUGAACCACAAGAUGGCGGCAGAUACAUCUGAGUCAACCAGACUAGACCUGAAGAGUUGAGGAAGGACUGAGCAGAGCAUGAGGGGAAAGGUUGUUUUUUUCUGUUAUUUUUUUAAGUUAGGUGAACGCUUAAAGAAUUCAGUUAACCUUACAUUGAACAUGUGUCCUGACACGUCAGCACUUUAAAAGCUUGUGAGGAAUGUUGUGUUGUAGGACAGAGGUACAUUGCCUGAUAUUUAUUUGUUUAAAAUAAGUAAAAUGAACAAUGUCACCGCUUACAUUUGUUUAUACAACAAAAACAUAAAUAAAUAAUUGACUUAUCAUUCAUGUCUUGUGAAUUUAAUUAUGAACAUAAUUUGUCAUAUUUUGUGUCUAUACUAAAUCAUAAUAAAAG